Drosophila kikkawai is the source of this 980-nucleotide messenger RNA. Its product is annotated as serine protease snake-like. Gene Ontology annotation, molecular function: serine-type endopeptidase activity. NCBI's taxonomy places the organism in Eukaryota, Metazoa, Arthropoda, Insecta, Diptera, Drosophilidae. The record is from RefSeq and is a predicted model, not a curated record. Gene Ontology annotation, biological process: proteolysis.
AUAAAUUCAAUAAACAGAUUUUAGUCUCAUCCGAAACACCGCUCGACGCAGUUCACAGAAUAUAAGAUGAGCAAGUGGAUUCUCGCCGUGCUGUUCCUCUGGAGCUAUUCUAUUACUCAAAUAUUUGCCGAAGAAGAGAUUAUUGGCGGCACUGCAGCCCAUCCGAAAAAGUUCCCAGCGGCAGCACGCCUGGGCUAUCGCGAUAAGGCCCGAAAUCAAACCACAUGGUUCUGCGGUGGCACAUUGAUCAGCAAGCGAGUGGUUUUGACGGCUGCCCACUGUUUCUACACAGAUAUUGGAGCGGUGAACGUGGUCCGGUUGGGAGAACUAGUCUUCAACAGCGACAAAGACGAUGCCCAGCCGGAGGAUUUUGAGGUGCUAAAAUUAAAGGAGCAUCCAAGUUUCAAUUAUCCCGCACUCUACAACGACAUAGGACUCGUCCAUUUGAGUCGGGAUGUGGUAUUCAAUGCUUAUAAGAUCCCCGCCUGCCUGCCCUACACCAGUGGCCAGCAGCUUCGUUACUUCAUAGCCAUCGGCUGGGGUCUAACACAUGCUACCCGAGGGCAGCAGUCCAAGGAGCUGAGAAGAGUGGACCUCCAGAAUUUUGGAGUGAGAUGUGCGCAAACUACGGAACGGAACGAGGAUCUGCCCAAUGGAUUCGAUGAAUUGACCCAGUUGUGCGUGGGAUCUCCGCAGCACAAGGACACCUGCAACGGGGACUCGGGCGGGCCCCUGCUCAUUCGCCAUAUUGGACAAGGAUGUGCCUACCAAGUCCUUGGUAUAACCUCAGUGGGCAUAGCCUGUGAUACUCCGGGCAUUCCCAGUUUGUACACAAAGGUGUUCUUUUACCUUGAAUGGAUACGAAGUGAAAUGAAUGCUAUUUAAAUUUCAAAUUAGUUGAUUAGUGAAAUAAAUUAUUUAAUAAAUAGUAAAAUGAUAACGAACAAAUUAACAAUAAAACGCAACGUUUUUACCAUUUA